UGCAUACUUCAGGAUCAAUAAGGAAGCUUUUAUAUUCCUGUUGCAAAAAAUGGACGGCUCCCUCUCAAUGCACCGGAGCGCAGCAAUACCACUAAUUUUAAAGCUUGCUUGCGCCCUUCGCUUUUUCGCUGAUGGCUCCUAUCAAAGGGGCUUUCCGAAAUCUCGUAUACCUGGAAUCAUUGGGUGCGUGGAAGGAACGCAUAUUGGUAUUGUUGCACCAAAUCGAUUAAAACAUCAGUAUUAAAAGGAAAGGGGUUUACAGUUUGAAUGCAAUUAAAAAAUUUCCAGUUCUUUUUCCUAUUUGUAUAAUGUAAAUUGUUCAGGCUUGUGAUCACAACAUGGUGAUACACACGAUUCAUUUGUUUCGGGAAACAGUGAACUGAAAGAAAUCUCGCAAAGGAUGUACAGCAAUGGAGAACGAAGUUCUAUGUAUUUAGGGGAUUCUGGGUACCCCUUAAGCCCUUAUUUAAUGACACCAUUUCGUAGUGCAAUCACUGGAAGCAGAGAGUCAACCUUUAACACCCAGCAUGGCAAAGCGAGAAAUAUUGUGGAGAGAACAAUUCGUGUGUUGAAAUGUCGUUUUCGAUGCCUCCUCAGGGAAGGAAAACUGUAUUAUUCUCCACACAAAGCCACACAAAUAGUCAACGCCUGCUGUGCUCUUCACAAUAUUUGUUCGCAUUUUAAUAUUGAAACACCAGAUGCUGUUGAAAAUUACAUCGAUCCAGUUGUUCAAGUGGAACCGGAAAAUACGGACAUUCAUUCCAAUGAAGGGGAUCCGCGAAGGUCCGAAAUGAUGCAUUCAUUAUUUGAUUAGUCCUUAAUUGUAAUUUUUAUUUCCUUCUAUAUUUAAAAGAAAACACUCUUUCCAUUUAAUUUAAAUUCAA
Rhagoletis zephyria (snowberry fruit fly) is the source of this 884-nucleotide messenger RNA. Its product is annotated as putative nuclease HARBI1. Lineage: Eukaryota; Metazoa; Arthropoda; Insecta; Diptera; Tephritidae. The record is from RefSeq and is a predicted model, not a curated record.